This is a messenger RNA of Osmia lignaria (orchard mason bee), 1023 nucleotides long. Lineage: Eukaryota; Metazoa; Arthropoda; Insecta; Hymenoptera; Megachilidae. The record is from RefSeq and is a predicted model, not a curated record.
UACAAAUUUAGUUACUUUUUUACAGCUAUAGGACGCAAUGGUGGAAUAUAAGGGUUGCUGGGAUGUAAGGGUGGUAGGAAUGUAAAGGAUGCAAGGAUGCAAUGAAUUCAGUGAUGCAAGGGAUACAGAGAUGUAAAAGAUGCAGGAAUGUAAGGGAUGCAGAGAUGUAAAGGAUGUAGAUGUAUAAGGGUUGCAGGGAUGUAAAGCAUAAAGGGAUUAAAGGGAUGCCGGAAUAUGAGGAGACCAAAGAUGUAAAGGAUGUCGACACGUAAGGGAUGGAGGGACAUAAAGGAUAUAGGGUUGAGACCCGUAAGGCCCUCAAAGACAAUAAGGUAGAUCUGCACACCUUGGCGGUCGCUAUAAGACUGUGGGGGGUUUCACUUUGCUCUACAACGGUAUUGACAGCGGUGCCCGAUCAGCAGGAGGGGUGCGGGAUCUUAUGUAUGUACAGGGUGAUUCUCUCGCUAGUAUUCUCAAAAGAAAUGCCGCCACACCACUAUGAAUGGACCCAAGCCCUUUUCUAUCACCGGGUAAAUACUGCAGUUGUGCACGUCAUGGACAAUGCUGGGUCGUGGUAUCGUACCCAGUGCCUUCCACUCCGCUGGCUUACACCGCCAUUUUCCCUAGAGAGAUGCCGAGCGUUGAUGGUGUGCAAAUAUGUUGCCAAUGAGAAAUAUCAUCACCAUAAAUGCUUGGAGUAAUAUAAAUACAAAUAUUGAAUUCUAGAAAUCGACAGAUAUUUAAUAACAAUAUUACACAAUUAAAAUUUUUAGUUGUACAAUAUUAUUCACUUUUUAAUGUAUAUUGAAAAAGUAGAAGAAAAAUUUUUUCAUUAAUUAAUAAAUUUGUAUUGUAUUUAGGCCACUUUCGUGAUCCUUGAUAGUCGUAAUUUAUAAAAAUCGUUACAAAUGGUUUGUUGAUAUUGCUUGUUAACUGUUUAUAAACUAAAUGGUAUACAAAUUUAAUAUUAGGAAAAUAAAAAUAAUACGCUUUAUCUUUAUGAAUACUGAACUUUGAACAAUU